AUGAGAGAGAUCCUUCACAUUCAAGGGGGCCAAUGCGGCAACCAGAUCGGCUCCAAAUUCUGGGAGGUGAUCUGCGAUGAGCACGACGUCGACACCACCGGAAAGUACAACGGCGCCUCCCACAUGAAGCUCGACCGCAUCAACGUCUACUUCAACGAGGCCUCCCAGGGGAGGUACGUCCCUCGGGCCGUCCUCAUGGAUCUCGAGCCCGGCACCAUGGACUCCAUCCGGGCCGCCCCCUACGGCCACAUAUUCCGCCCCGACAACUUUGUAUUCGGCCAGUCCGGGGCCGGGAAUAACUGGGCCAAGGGGCAUUACACCGAGGGCGCCGAGCUCAUCGACUCCGUUCUCGACGUUGUUAGGAAGGAGGCCGAGAGCUGCGACUGUAUGCAAGGGUUCCAAGUGUGCCACUCAUUGGGUGGGGGCACGGGGUCUGGCAUGGGCACCCUCCUGAUCUCAAAGAUCAGAGAGGAGUUCCCCGAUAGAAUGAUGCUCACUUUCUCCGUUUUCCCAUCCCCGAAGGUCUCUGACACGGUGGUUGAGCCCUACAACGCCACCCUCUCCGUCCACCAAUUAGUCGAGAACGCGGACGAAUGCAUGGUCCUCGACAAUGAGGCCCUUUACGAUAUCUGCCUCCGUACCCUGAAGCUCACUACUCCAAGUUUUGGGGACCUGAACCACUUGAUCUCGGCGACGAUGAGCGGGGUGACAUGCUGCCUAAGGUUCCCAGGGCAGCUAAACUCCGACCUUCGGAAACUGGCCGUGAACCUUAUCCCUUUCCCCCGCCUUCACUUCUUCAUGGUGGGGUUCGCCCCACUCACCUCCCGUGGAUCCCAGAACUACUUUGCCCUUAGCGUCCCAGAGUUGUCCCUGCAGAUGUGGGACGCUAAGAACAUGAUGUGUGCGGCCGACCCCCGGAACGGCCGGUACCUGACAGCCUCCGCCAUGUUCCGGGGGAAGAUGAGCACAAAGGAGGUCGACGAGCAAAUGUUGCACGUGCAGAACAAGAACUCGUCCUACUUCGUCGAGUGGAUCCCGAACAACGUCAAGUCGAGCGUCUGCGACAUACCGCCUACCGGGCUGAAGAUGUCAUCAACGUUCAUCGGAAACUCGACGUCGAUACAGGAGAUGUUCCGCCGCGUCAGUGAGCAGUUCACGGCGAUGUUCCGCCGGAAGGCUUUCCUACAUUGGUACACCGGUGAGGGGAUGGACGAGAUGGAGUUCACGGAAGCGGAGAGCAACAUGAAUGAUCUGGUGGCGGAGUACCAACAAUACCAGGACGCCGUCGCCGACGAGGAGGAGGACUACGAAGACGGCGGUGCUCAAGAUUAUGAGAAUUGAUAUACUAUCUUCCUGCAAAAAAAGUACUAGAGAAUGCCUUUUGAUUAAUGUUUUGUCUUUGAUUUUAAGUUUUUAUUCAAUCAUCAUAUGUUAGUUUUAAUGAAUUAGUGUAAGUUAAGAUUUGUUCUGUAUUAGUGAUUGAUUAAUUUUUGUGAA
Molecule: messenger RNA, 1497 nt
Organism: Salvia splendens (bonfire salvia)
Lineage: Eukaryota; Viridiplantae; Streptophyta; Magnoliopsida; Lamiales; Lamiaceae
Product: tubulin beta chain
Exons: 3
Coding region: 1-1341 (446 amino acids)
Biological process (GO): microtubule-based process
Cellular component (GO): microtubule
Molecular function (GO): structural constituent of cytoskeleton; GTPase activity; GTP binding
Source: RefSeq, a predicted model, not a curated record